This is a messenger RNA of Indicator indicator, 3023 nucleotides long. RefSeq names its product GATA binding protein 2 (gene GATA2). The transcript is spliced from 5 exons. Lineage: Eukaryota; Metazoa; Chordata; Aves; Piciformes; Indicatoridae. Gene Ontology annotation, cellular component: nucleus. Gene Ontology annotation, molecular function: DNA-binding transcription factor activity, RNA polymerase II-specific; RNA polymerase II cis-regulatory region sequence-specific DNA binding; zinc ion binding. Gene Ontology annotation, biological process: negative regulation of transcription by RNA polymerase II; positive regulation of miRNA transcription; positive regulation of transcription by RNA polymerase II. The coding region runs from base 1 to 1401 and encodes 466 amino acids. The record is from RefSeq and is a predicted model, not a curated record.
AUGGAGGUGGCCACUGACCAGCCUCGCUGGAUGGCCCACCACGCCGUGCUCAACGGGCAGCACCCCGAGAGCCACCAUCCCGGACUGGCUCACAACUACAUGGAACCAGCGCAGCUCCUACCUCCGGAUGAAGUCGAUGUCUUCUUCAACCACCUGGACUCCCAGGGCAACCCCUACUAUGCCAAUUCCGCUCAUGCCAGGGCCAGGGUCUCCUACAGUCAGGCACACGCCCGCCUGACCGGGAGUCAAAUGUGCCGGCCUCAUCUUAUACACAGUCCCGGGAUCCCUUGGCUGGACAGCAGCAAGGCGGCACUGUCUGCCCAUCACCAUAACCCCUGGACCGUCAACCCCUUCACCAAGACACCUCUGCAUCCUUCGGCGGCCGGGGCGCCGGGCGCCAUCUCCGUGUACCCUGGCAGCAGCACGUCCAGCACCGCCUCUGUGUCUUCGCUAACCCCCGCCUCGCAUUCCGGAUCCCACCUCUUCGGCUUCCCCCCGACCCCUCCCAAGGAAGUGUCUCCGGACCCCAACUCCACCAGCGCUGCUUCCCCUUCGUCCUCCACCGGGGCCCGGCAGGAGGACAAAGACAGCAUCAAGUACCAAGUGUCACUUUCAGAGGGGAUGAAGAUGGAGAGCGCCAGCCCGCUCAGAAGCAGCCUCACCAGCAUGGGGGCCCAGCCCUCCACACACCACCCCAUCCCCACCUACCCUUCCUACGUGCCAGCCGCCCACGACUACAGCAGCAGCCUCUUUCACCCCGGCAGUUUCCUGGGGGGCCCCGCAUCCAGCUUCACCCCCAAGCCGCGGAGCAAGGCCAGGUCCUGUUCGGAAGGCAGAGAGUGUGUAAACUGCGGAGCAACUGCCACCCCUCUCUGGAGAAGAGACGGCACCGGGCAUUACCUGUGUAACGCCUGCGGGCUCUACCACAAAAUGAAUGGUCAAAACCGACCUCUCAUUAAACCCAAGCGAAGGCUGUCAGCGGCUAGGAGAGCAGGGACUUGCUGUGCCAACUGUCAGACAACCACCACAACCUUAUGGCGACGUAAUGCAAACGGGGACCCAGUUUGUAAUGCCUGCGGACUCUACUAUAAACUGCACAAUGUGAACAGGCCUCUGACCAUGAAAAAGGAAGGAAUUCAGACCAGGAAUAGGAAAAUGUCCAACAAAUCAAAGAAAAGCAAGAAAGGCUCUGAGUGUUUUGAGGAACUGUCCAAGUGCAUGCAGGAGAAAUCGUCUCCCUUCAGUGCUGCUGCCCUUGCUAGUCACAUGGCACCCAUGGGGCAUUUGCCACCUUUCAGCCACUCUGGACACAUCCUACCAACACCUACCCCUAUCCACCCAUCUUCCAGCAUCUCAUUUGGACAUCCACACCCAUCCAGCAUGGUUACAGCCAUGGGAUAAAACGUGAUGACCAAGAGGCCCAUCCAGAGAUUGAGAGCAUGGGGCUUUGCCUACGAUGAUGCCAAGUAAGAAAAUAUUCUGCCAAAAGGAGAAUGUAGGGAUCUGUGCUCCCAUGUGGUUUAACUCUUAAUGCUGGACUGAAACCUUGCAAAUGACGGGUCUUCUGCAGAAAUGUGUAGGUGCCUGUAAUGCACUUUGCCCCCUCAGGUAUAAGAAAAAUGAACUCACCUGUUUGAUACUUAAUGGUCCAGCAGGAAGCAAAAGGUGGCAGAAACUGAAGGAAAAGGCUCGGAACUGGCUUUCCUUUCUCUCUUUUUGUUAUUACUGUGAAUACUGUAAAGAGAUAUAAGCAGCCUCCCAGGAUGGAAUCGGCUCCCUUGAAGCCAGACGUGCUGGAUUUCUAUCAUGAACUUUGUUUGGAAUGGGGGGGAAAAAAAAAGAGAAAGAAAAAAGGAAAAAAAAAAUAAAAAAGGAAAAGGACAUCUUUAUAAAAAUGUAAUUUUUAAAAUGAAAUCAGACACAAAUUCAUAUUUAUUUUGUUCUUAUUUUUCACAAAAAGCCUCAACCCCUCUGACUGCAUGUUUUUAUGCUGUUAUUUGCAAUGGCUACCCUGUAAGAAAACUUGCCUUCAAAACAAGGGAGAGGGUGGGGAAACGUAUUUGGCUCCAUCUACCCUUCUCCAUCUACCAUUAGCUCCAUCUACCUUCUCUACCAAAAUGCCUGCUACGAAGGGGAAAAUACUUGGGGCUGAAGGGGAACAAAGCAAACAUGUAGCCGUAAUAUGGGAUUUUAAUAUGCCCCAAAAUGGUGAUGAUUUUGACACAACUUCUUCAUUAUUUCCCCCAACAUGAAAGAGUUCUUUUAAAAAAAGCAGCCCCUUUCCCUGUUCCUCAAAGUAGAUCAAAAAAUGAGACAAACUCUUGGGGAAAAACUCGAGGAAGCCAAUCCUGUACUAGCAAGGGGUGAGAUACAAACUUUUACCAAAAUCUGUGUCACAGCUAACUUUCUAGCACAGCAAAAACCACCACAGGGCAUAAAAGCAUCCAACUUGCAGGCUUUAGAGGUUGAAGCAUUUUGUUCUGUUGUGUUGGCAGCUGUCGCUUAAAAAUGCAGAUUAGCUGCUUGGGUAAACUUAAGGCAGUGUGGCCACCACGUCCGCACGCAGCCCGCCAGCGCGUGUGCUGUCUCAGGCAUCCAGGCCCCGGUGGACUUCACAGGGAGGAAGGGCAGAAAUGAGGUUGAAAUCACUGGAGAGGGGAAAGAGAGAGACAAUCAGUUUGAGCUUCACACAUCCGUCAAAUCCCAGACGCAGCGACAGCUGAUGAGACAAGGGAAAGCAUCGUUCUAAGGGGAACGUCCUUUUCCAUAGUGUAUUUUAUAUGAAGAAAAAAGACAAAAGACAAAAAAAAUCUAAAUCUCCCAUUAUUAAACCAUAUUGUACGUAAAGGACUGAAAACAAAGCUAUUGCCAAUGUGAAGUGUAUUCUAUUGAUUGUUAUGAUCUGAUGCCUCUCGUGAACACAAGCUCCAGUAUAACAUACAAUGUACAUAUUUAGCUAUACUUCUGAUGAAAAUGCCCCAAUGAACAGAGGGGUUUGAUAAUGUAAACCACGUAAGCUUAAC